AGAUCAAGCGGAGCUCCAGCUUGGAGGACCUAUUUCGGGGGCUGAGUGAGCGCCGGCGAGCAGACUGGUUUUCCUUUGAGCUCUCAGGAGCAGCGGCGAAGACUAGCGGCGGAGGCUUGCACGGCUUCUACGGAGGCCGCCGCUCGGCCUUCCGGGAUCGGUGUCAGCAGCGAGGCGGGGGGCCGCUGGAGGCCGCCCUUGAGCGCAGGCGGCGGCGGCCGCCGAUGCCGGGUCUUGUCGUCGCUGUGUUGGCGGAAGUAUUGCGCUCGCGCGCCUACAUUUUGUGUCAACGGAGGAGCUGGAGCGGCGACGGGCAGGCGAAGGAGACGUGGCUGUCUAGCGGCCGGGCGAGGCUGGGGCUCGCCGUCAGCGAUGGAGAGGCGGAAUAUGAACCUGCCCCGGGGACCCGAGAACCUCUGCUUCGACAAGGACGAGUUCAUGAAAGCAGACUUUGAUGUCGAUCACUUUGUGUCUGAGUGCAGGAAACGCGUUCAGUUAGAAGAGCUCCGAGAUGAUCUAGAACUUUACUAUAAACUUCUUAAAACUGCCAUGGUAGAGCUCAUAAACAAAGAUUAUGCAGACUUUGUUAAUCUUUCCACCAAUCUAGUUGGCAUGGACAAAGCCCUCAAUCAGCUUUCAGUGCCUUUGGGACAGCUGCGAGAGGAAGUUAUGAGUCUUAAGUCAUGUGUCAGUGAAGGAAUCCGAGCAAUUGAUGAGCGUGUGUCUAAACAAGAAGAUAUCAGAAGGAAAAAGAUGUGUGUCCUGAGACUUAUUCAAGUUAUUAAGUCAGUUGAGAAAAUUGAGAAAAUUCUACACUCCCAAAACUCUAAAGAAAUGUCAUCACUAGAAGCAUGCAGGUAUGGGACUGGAAGUCCACUUCUGACUGGACAGAUUUUAGAGAGAAUUGCCACGGAAUUCAACCAGUUACAGUUUCAUGCAGUGCAGAGCAAAGGAAUGCCACUUUUAGACAAACUGAGACCACGUAUCGCUGGAAUAACUGCUAUGUUGCAGCAGUCUCUGGAAGGCCUGCUUUUAGAAGGCCUCCAGACUUCCAACGUCGACAUAAUACGUCAUUGCUUGCGAACCUAUGCAACGAUAGACAAAACACGAGAUGCUGAGGCAUUAGUAGGCCAAGUGCUUGUGAAACCAUACAUAGAUGAGGUGAUUGUGGAACAGUAUGUUCAGUCUCAUCCUAAUGGCCUCCAGACCAUGUACAAUAAAUUGCUGGAGUUUGUUCCUCUCCAUUGUCGUCUCUUGCGUGAAGUAACAGGGGGAGGUAUUUCAAGUGAAAAGGGUAAUACUGUUCCUGGAUAUGAUUUUUUGGUAAAUUCCGUGUGGCCAGAAAUAGUUCGUGGUUUAGAAGAAAAGCUGCCAUCACUGUUUAAUCCUGGGAACCCAGAUGCAUUCCAUGAGAAAUACACUAUAAGCAUGGAUUUUGUAAGAAAGUUUGAAAGGCAGUGUGGUUCACAAGCCAGUGUGAAAAGACUGAGGGCACAUCCCUCCUACCACAGUUUUAAUGAUAAGUGGAAUUUGCCUGUUUAUUUCCAGAUAAGGUUUAGAGAAAUAGCAGGGGCCUUGGAAACAGCUCUUUCUGAUGGCUUAGCAGAGGCUCCAGAUGGAAGUCCAUAUUGCCUCUUAGCUACACAUGUGACAUGGGCAAGUCUGCAGAAGUGCUGGUCAGAUCAGCUGUUUCUACCAUUGCUAACAGACCGCCUGUGGAAGCUUUCACUGCAGAUUGUAGCACGCUACUCUUUUUUUAUUAAUGAGCUUUUACUUAGGCCCAUCUCCAGUGAAAGUACAAAGGACAAUAAAAAGCCCUUGGCAAGCAGUAGCAAGGAAUCCCCUCUGAACCCAAGUGCUGUUGAGGACAAAGGAAAUGAUUCUUCUCCAGAGGGACAGUCAUUACCUUCUAUAUCCACUACUCAGCUAGUGCUUAUUGCUGCAGAUCUGGAUAAGCUUCAGCUCUGGCUUCCUGAACUUUUGGAAAUUAUCAAACCAAAACUUGAAACAAUUGGCUUCAAGAACAUAGCCUGCAUCUCAGGAGCACUGGAAGAUUCGAAGGAUUCUUUAUUGGGUUGCUGGCCAACCUUAAAUAGUAAGAUUAUUCAGGAUUUAAGUGAUUCUUGCUUCAGUUGCUUGAAAAGUGCUGUUGAAGUCCCAAGGCUUUAUAGAAGAACCAAUAAGGAAAUGCCAACCAAGGCAUUGCCCUAUGUCGACAGUGCCUUUAAACCUUUCCACAAACUGAAGAAUGAAUACAAAGAUACAUUGAAGCCCGCUGUAAUUGAGCACUGGUUUGAAGGAGCCCUCAGUGAAUGCACACAGAAGUAUUUUGCAACUAUAUCAGAUAUUCUGCAUUCUGUGAAGAAAAUGGAAGAGAGUUUGAAAAGACUGAAGCAAGCCAGAAAAACUGUGACUGCAAAUAGUUCAUCUCCAAGUGGAGGCAUGAGCGACGAUAACAAAAUCCACCUACAGUUGGCCCUGGAUGUGGAGUACUUUGGAAUCCAGAUGCAGAAGAUGGGGUUGCAGCUGAGCAACAUCAAAAGCUUUUCAGCUCUUUCAGAGCUUGUUCAAGCUGCCAAGGAUCAAAUAUCAACAGAACAAACAUAAUAUAAUUUCCAACUGUGAAAGCAGGCCUGGCUUCUAAAAAGAAGAGGAUUUAUUUUCACUUUUCUGUCACCAAAUACUAUGUAGCAGUGAAGUGCUUCCUAAUGCAGCUUCAGCAACAAGUUAAAUGUGUCUAACCACAAGGUACACAAAGGCUUGUUUCACCAAAAAGGAGAACCUUACAGGAGAGCAUUUACUUUAGUUUUCCAUUGUAUGGAAGACAGUUUAUAUAUUUCUAAACAUUCUACCACAGAGCAAUGGAAGUCUUUUUAUUUUUAUUGUAAAUCUUAUCAUGCAGAAAAACUGAUUUAAUAUGAUUAAAUAAAACAAGAAUACUAUUGUC
This is a messenger RNA of Hemicordylus capensis (graceful crag lizard), 2947 nucleotides long. It is a transcript of the gene COG2, whose product is annotated as component of oligomeric golgi complex 2. The transcript is spliced from 18 exons. Lineage: Eukaryota; Metazoa; Chordata; Lepidosauria; Squamata; Cordylidae. Gene Ontology annotation, cellular component: membrane; COG complex. Gene Ontology annotation, biological process: Golgi organization; intra-Golgi vesicle-mediated transport; protein transport. The record is from RefSeq and is a predicted model, not a curated record. The coding region runs from base 373 to 2607 and encodes 744 amino acids.